CCCGCCGCCACCACCGCUGCCACCACCCGCCACUCAGGAUGUCGGUACCGGAGCCCGCCGGCGGCGAGGAGGUGAAGCAGGCCAAGGAGGUGGAGGACGCCGAGAAAUAUUCCUUCAUGGCCACCGUCACCAAGGCCCCCAAGAAGCAAAUCCAGUUUGCAGAUGACAUGCAGGAGUUCACCAAGUUCCCCACCAAGACCGGGCGCCGCUCCCUGUCCCGCUCCAUCUCCCAGUCCUCCACCGACAGCUACAGCUCUGCUGCCUCCUACACAGACAGCUCUGAUGAUGAGGUGUCCCCUCGUGAGAAGCAGCAAACCAACUCCAAGGGCAGCAGCAACUUCUGUGUGAAGAACAUCAAGCAGGCAGAGUUUGGGCGCCGGGAGAUCGAGAUCGCCGAGCAAGACAUGUCUGCCCUGAUUUCACUCAGGAAAAGAGCUCAAGGGGAGAAGCCUUUGGCUGGAGCCAGGAUCGUGGGCUGCACACACAUCACAGCCCAGACAGCGGUGCUGAUCGAGACGCUGUGCGCGCUGGGCGCCCAGUGCCGCUGGGCCGCCUGCAACAUCUACUCCACCCAGAACGAGGUGGCAGCUGCCCUGGCAGAAGCUGGGGUUGCUGUGUUUGCCUGGAAGGGGGAGUCAGAGGAUGACUUCUGGUGGUGCAUCGACCGCUGCGUCAGCAUGGACGGCUGGCAGGCCAACAUGAUCCUGGAUGAUGGUGGGGACCUGACCCACUGGGUCUACAAGAAGUACCCCAGCGUGUUCAAGAAGAUCCGAGGCAUCGUGGAGGAGAGCGUCACCGGCGUGCACAGGCUGUACCAGCUGUCCAAGGCCGGCAAGCUCUGCGUGCCAGCCAUGAACGUCAACGACUCCGUCACCAAGCAGAAGUUCGACAACCUCUACUGCUGCCGGGAGUCCAUCCUGGAUGGCCUGAAGAGGACCACGGAUGUGAUGUUUGGAGGGAAGCAGGUGGUGGUUUGUGGUUAUGGGGAGGUUGGCAAAGGCUGCUGUGCUGCCCUGAAGGCCCUGGGAGCCAUUGUCUAUGUGACUGAGAUCGACCCCAUCUGUGCCCUCCAGGCCUGCAUGGAUGGGUUCCGGGUGGUGAAGCUCAGCGAGGUGAUUCGCCAGGUGGAUGUUGUCAUCACCUGCACAGGCAACAAGAAUGUGGUGACCAGGGAGCACCUGGACAGGAUGAAGAACAGCUGCAUUGUGUGCAACAUGGGCCACUCCAACACUGAGAUCGAUGUGACCAGCCUGCGGACCCCGGAGCUGACGUGGGAGCGAGUGCGGUCCCAGGUGGACCACAUCAUCUGGCCUGAUGGCAAGAGGGUGGUGCUGCUGGCUGAGGGUCGGCUUCUCAACCUGAGCUGCUCCACGGUCCCCACCUUUGUCCUCUCCAUCACAGCCACCACUCAGGCUCUGGCGCUGAUUGAGCUUUACAACGCCCCCGAGGGUCGCUACAAACAGGACGUGUACCUGCUGCCCAAGAAGAUGGAUGAGUAUGUGGCCAGCUUGCAUCUGCCCUCCUUCGACGCCCACCUGACCGAGCUGACGGACGACCAGGCCAAGUACCUGGGGCUCAACAAGAAUGGACCCUUCAAACCCAACUACUACAGAUACUGAAGGACCAUCCCCAUGCAGGACCAGAGCACACAAGGCAACAUUAGAGAUUGCUUUCUACAGAGCAGUUUUAGUUUGGUUUCCCUUCCUGGCUUUGUACUUUUUGGGGGGUUUGCCUGGUUGGGGUUUUUAAACCAGCAAAGGAAGCUGAUCUGACCUUUACUGAAGGGGCUUUAAGGUCACCUUUGGGGGCUUUGAUUGCUUGCUUGCUUGGUUGGUUGGUUGGUUGGGUUUCUUCUUUUGA
Dryobates pubescens (Downy woodpecker) is the source of this 1860-nucleotide messenger RNA. It is a transcript of the gene AHCYL1, whose product is annotated as adenosylhomocysteinase like 1. The transcript is spliced from 17 exons. The record is from RefSeq and is a predicted model, not a curated record. Gene Ontology annotation, cellular component: cytosol. Gene Ontology annotation, biological process: L-methionine cycle. NCBI's taxonomy places the organism in Eukaryota, Metazoa, Chordata, Aves, Piciformes, Picidae. The coding region runs from base 39 to 1619 and encodes 526 amino acids.